This is a messenger RNA of Diabrotica balteata, 1626 nucleotides long. The record is from the annotation of a GenBank genome assembly. Lineage: Eukaryota; Metazoa; Arthropoda; Insecta; Coleoptera; Chrysomelidae.
AUGGUAGACAGAACUUGGUUGAGAAAACUUUUCGCCGAUUUCGCAGAAGCUACUGUUUUAUGGGCAUAUCAUCCCAUAUAUUCGUACGAACCCUCUUCACUAAUUGGAAACACCACUGGUGUUUUCCCCAAUGUGCCGUCGCAGCCCGGAAUGCCCUGCCAGGGCGAGGACAGGAGUAUUUAUAGAAGGGGAGCCCGUCGGUGGAGGAAGCUUUAUAGGGUUAAUGGACACAUAUUCCAAGCUAAAAGAUUCAAUAGGAGAGCAUUUUGUGCGUAUUGCAACGAUAGAAUCUGGGGAUUAGGCAGACAAGGUUUCAAGUGUAUCCAAUGUAAACUUCUCGUGCAUAAGAAAUGCCACAAGGCUGUAAAUAAACCUUGCACGAGUGAGCAUCAAGAACCCGUAAUUCGAGAAGAUCAUAAUGGGGAAGCUCAAGCAAAUAAUACGCCAAUAACCGAGUCGAAGUGGGAGAUACGAGAAAAAGAUUUUCCAGAACCUCCGCCAGAUGUCACUGGCGAAUCUGUUCCCGUGGAAGAUCCCAAUAAGCCUGUAGACGAUUUAGAACCCGGCUCUCAACGCCAAUAUUCCCUGAAUGAUUUCGAAUUAAUCCGCGUAAUUGGUCGCGGUUCGUACGCUAAAGUCCUGAUGGUAGAACUGAAAAAGACAAAACGUAUAUAUGCCAUGAAGGUGAUUAAGAAAGCUCUAGUUACCGACGACGAGGAUAUCGAUUGGGUGCAAACUGAGAAACACGUUUUCGAAACUGCUUCCAAUCAUCCGUUUUUAGUCGGAUUGCAUUCGUGCUUUCAAACGCCUUCGAGAUUGUUCUUCGUUAUUGAGUUCGUUAGGGGUGGUGAUUUGAUGUUUCAUAUGCAGAGGCAGAGGAGGUUGCCCGAAGAACAUGCGAGAUUUUAUGCUGCGGAAAUCUCCCUCGCCUUAAACUUUCUCCACUGCAAGGGAAUCAUCUAUAGGGAUCUGAAACUUGAUAACGUUCUAUUGGAUCACGAGGGUCAUAUCAAGUUGACUGAUUAUGGUAUGUGUAAAGAAGGUAUUAGGCCAGGCGAUACUACAUCUACGUUCUGCGGUACGCCUAAUUACAUAGCCCCCGAAAUUUUAAGGGGUGAAGACUAUGGAUUUUCCGUUGAUUGGUGGGCUUUAGGUGUCUUGUUGUACGAGAUGUUAGCCGGUCGAUCGCCAUUCGACAUAGCGGGAGCGUCUGAAAAUCCAGACCAGAACACGGAAGACUAUCUAUUCCAAGUGAUUCUUGAGAAAACUAUUCGUAUACCUAGAUCACUUAGUGUUAAAGCGGCGAAUGUUCUGAAAGGAUUCCUGAACAAAAAUCCAGCUGAUAGGUUAGGAUGUCACAGCCCUGAAGCAUUCGUUGAGAUUACGGGUCAUCAGUUUUUCAAAAGUAUUGACUGGGAUAUGUUGGAACAAAAACAAGUACCCCCUCCCUAUAAACCACGAUUGGAUUCAGAAAGAGAUUUAGCCAAUUUCCCACCAGAAUUUACCGAUGAACCUGUGCACCUUACACCAGAUGAUCCACGAGUAAUCGAGAAGAUAGAUCAAUCAGAAUUCGAAGGGUUCGAGUACGUGAAUCCGCUACUCAUGUCGUUAGAAGAUUGCGUGUGA